This is a messenger RNA of Drosophila miranda, 4008 nucleotides long. It is a transcript of the gene Dop1R2, whose product is annotated as dopamine receptor 2. Gene Ontology annotation, cellular component: membrane. Gene Ontology annotation, biological process: adenylate cyclase-activating adrenergic receptor signaling pathway. The transcript is spliced from 4 exons. The record is from RefSeq and is a predicted model, not a curated record. The coding region runs from base 267 to 1928 and encodes 553 amino acids. NCBI's taxonomy places the organism in Eukaryota, Metazoa, Arthropoda, Insecta, Diptera, Drosophilidae. Gene Ontology annotation, molecular function: adrenergic receptor activity.
UUGCCAUCGAUAGAGGAAGGAAGUAGAGCCUGAGCCUGAGCCGUAACCGAAGCGGAACAACUGGAGCCUGUCUAGUGACAUCCCCACGGACUAAGGACUUGACAAUGCGCUUCAUUAAUUUGGCUGGCAGCCGCAGAGCAGCAGACCCGCUGUCUAAGGACCAGGCACACGAACAGGAACCGGAACAGGGAUUCGCGUCAGCUGCAGCAACAUUGCAUUGAGUGGGGGACACAGACGUAGCCGUAGCCGUAGCCGUAGCCGUAGCCAUGGUGGAGGAUAACGAGGAUGGGCUGUCGCAGCUGGCGCUGCCGGAAGCGGAAGCUGAAGCCGAAGGAGCCGCCGCCUCGGCCAUCGUCGAGCCCCUGCUGGCCCUGCUACGUGGCGACUUUCUCAAUCAGACGCAGACACAGACACAGACCCGAGCCCCAGCCAGCUUCUACAGCAGCUACAACAUAUCGGAGGACGUUUACUUCUACUUCAACGGUCUGAGUGCGAUGCCCACGAGCACGGAGCUGGCCCUCAACGGCAGUGUGGCCACCACAACUAUGGGGCCGCUCAGCAGCACCAUCAGCAGCAGCAGCACCACCCCCGAGCCGGAUCUGUCCGAGUUCCUGGAGGCGUUGCCCAACGAUCGCGUGGGCCUGCUGGCCUUCCUCUUUCUGUUCUCGUUCGCCACCGUUUUUGGCAAUUCCCUGGUCAUUUUGGCCGUCAUCCGAGAGCGGUAUCUGCACACGGCCACCAACUACUUCAUCACCAGCCUGGCCGUCGCCGAUUGCCUGGUGGGCCUGGUGGUCAUGCCCUUCUCGGCCCUGUACGAGGUGCUGGAGAACACGUGGUUCUUUGGCACCGACUGGUGCGACAUCUGGCGCUCCCUGGACGUCCUCUUCAGCACCGCCUCGAUCCUGAAUCUGUGCGUGAUAUCGCUCGAUCGCUACUGGGCCAUCACCGAUCCCUUCAGCUAUCCCAUGCGGAUGACUGUGAAGCGAGCCGCCGGCCUGAUAGCCGCCGUCUGGAUCUGCUCGAGUGCCAUCAGCUUUCCGGCCAUCGUCUGGUGGCGGGCGGCGCGUGACGGCGAGAUGCCCGCCUACAAGUGCACCUUCACCGAGCACCUGGGCUACUUGGUCUUCUCCUCGACGAUCUCCUUCUACCUGCCGCUGCUGGUGAUGGUCUUCACCUACUGCCGGAUCUACCGGGCGGCGGUGAUUCAGACGCGCUCCCUCAAGAUCGGCACCAAGCAGGUGCUGAUGGCCUCCGGGGAGCUGCAGCUCACGUUGCGCAUCCAUCGCGGCGGCACCACCAGGGAUCAGGCCAACCAGGUGUCGGGUGGGGGCGGUGGUGGCGGUGGCGGUGGCGGUGGCGGAGGCGGAUCCCUGAGCCACUCGCACUCGCAUUCGCACCACCAUCACCACAACCAUGGCGGUGGCACCACCACAUCCACGCCAGAGGAGCCCGACGACGAGCCGCUAUCGGCGCUGCACAACAACGGACUGGCCCGCCACCGGCACAUGGGCAAGAACUUCUCGCUCUCCCGGAAGCUGGCCAAGUUCGCCAAGGAGAAGAAGGCGGCCAAGACGCUGGGCAUCGUGAUGGGCGUGUUCAUCGUGUGCUGGCUGCCGUUCUUCGUGGUCAACCUGUUGUCCGGAUUCUGCAUGGAGUGCAUCGAGCACGAGGAGAUUGUGUCGGCGAUUGUCACCUGGCUGGGCUGGAUCAACUCGUGCAUGAAUCCCGUCAUCUACGCCUGCUGGAGCAGGGACUUUCGCAGGGCCUUUGUGCGUCUGCUGUGCAUGUGCUGUCCCCGCAAGAUCCGCCGGAAGUAUCAGCCCACAAUGCGGUCCAAGUCGCAGUGCCACGUGGCCGCUGCAAUGGUGGCAGCCUCGACCUCCUUUGGCUACCACUCGGUGAACCAGCUGGACCGCACGCUCAUGUGACGUCAGCUGAGCAGUUGCAGCACCUGCAGCGGUGGCAGCAACUGCGGCGGCGGCGGCGGCGGAGGCGCCAACGUCGGCGGAGUGGGAGGCGGCUCGCGCAGUGGCCAUCACCACCAUCACUCCUCGGGCACGGCCACGCCCUCCUCCUCGCAGCGAUCGUGCACCCGCUGCCAGAGCUUCCAUCGUCACCACCACCGGGACCGGCGCCGCAGCUCCGGGAUGAAGCACCGCGGGGACUUCAACUCCACGUCGGCGGUGAACAGUGCGGCCAAGACGAUAGUGACGAUCACCGCACCGCCGGCGGCAGCGGCCUCUGCCAGCUCGCUGCACCUGGGCGGCGGUGCACGGCCCUCGUCGGUCUCCACUUUGACCAUUGCCUCGGUGCCGGCCACUCUGCUGCUGGAGCCGGCUCUCGGCCUCGGAGGCGGGGGCGGGGGGUCGGUGAGUGCGGCCAACACACCUGUGGCACCCAGCCUGAAGCACUCCAGCCUGGCGUUGACGCCGGGCAGCAUGGGGCCGUCGAACUCCUCGGGUCACCACGUAUCCUUCAUGCCCAUGGCGGGCAUGAGGCGUCUGCGCAGCUCCAACUCCUCGCUGAGCUCGCCCACGGCCCCAGCUCUUGGCGGUGUGGACACCAUCUCGGCCAUUUCGCUCACUGAUGCCGCCGAGGAGCACCGCGAGCACCACCACCACCACCACAGAGUCCUGGAGCAGCGCCAGAGUGUGCAGAGCCAGAUCACGACACUGGGCGAUGUGGACGAUGAAGGGGACAGCGACAGUGACAGUGAGAGCAUCGGACUGGCCCUGGUGCAGACGACACCGCAACUGGAAUGCCGGCCGGAGACGGAGGCUGCCUCCAGUUCCUCCAGCUCCUCGGUCAAGUAAACUCAGCCAGAGAACCACGGAAUUUGAUUGGGACCCCAAUCAGCAGCAUACUAGCCCUAAGAUCUCUCCAUUGAUGUGUGUAUAUACUCGUACUAUAGCGAUCUAGCCUUCGCCUAGUCUCUCAUUAGCUUAUCGAUUGGUGAUAGAACACUAUGCAACAGAAUAUCUGAUUUGAUUAUCCUUCUAUACUUUGCAAUGAUGCGAUGACCGGUGGGUGGGUUGCAUAGUUGUUUAAUGUAAAUUAGUUGUUACAAUUAGUUGCCAUAUCUUAGAUCUUCCAUUAUAUAGAUGUUACCCCCUAGAGUAAAAUAUUUCGUUGUUCCGUAAAUGUUUCAAGCGUCUUAGCCAUUGCAAGCUACGUCUUCAAACCUGUCCACGUACCUGACUCUCUUUCAGACACAAACCAAGUACUAUACUCGAUGAUAUACUAUACUUACUAUACUCUACGCGAAACCUACUGUAAAUAGCAACAGGUCCACUCUUUGCCUAUUCCUCUCUCUAGAUUUAAACCUACUUCUGUCCCAACUGGUACAAAUAUAAACAUUACGGGUGCAAUAUGAAUUUAUCCAAGGACUGCUAAGGACUCGAACAAUCAGCAAACAGCAGGCCUCAGACUGCUACCCAGCAGUACCAUUCAAGGCAUUCCCUACUCACAUUUCGGUUGUCAGUGUCCAAGUACAAAACUUUGAAGGCCCUUUGUUCCCUUUGCUUUGUACUUUGAACUCCUCGCGAGGACAGCGGGUAUACAAUAGAGUGAAUGUUAAGUGUGCUUCAGAUAUGCAGGGUUUACUUAUUAAUUGAGAUGUAAUCCAUCAAAGGGUUCCUCUAUGAGUGAGUGCUUAUCCGAUUUCGAUUUUGCAAUAAUUAAUGUGUGCAAUUAGGAUUGAUUUUCCCGCUCCACCAAAUUCAAGGAGCGAGUGGAGUGGAAUGUCGGGGAAAAACUAAUAGAAAUGGCGAUGCGUCAUUUUAGCGGAUGGAUGGGUCGGGUCGAACGGGAACAGAACAGAAUAGAACAGAACAAAUCAUCAUCUCGGGACGAGAGAAUAGAAAAAUGUUGCUCAUUGUUUUCAAAACAAACAAAGCGGAAUGGAAAAUGAAGGCAAAUAAAAAAAAAAAAAAAGCAAAGCAGUGCAGAGGAGCAACAAAAGGAAAAAACUAUAACAAAUGGCAAUUAUUAAUAUUGAAUAUGUAUAGC